AGGCCAGAUCAGGGUCGUGAGAUGGAGCCCCACGUGAGUUCUGAAAUCAGUGCAGAAUGUGCUUGAGUUUCUCUCUCCGUCUUCCUAUGCCCCUCCGCACUGAGCGCCAUCUCUCUCCCUACCCCCCUCUCUCUCUGAAAUAAAUAAAUCUUAAAAAGGGCCCAGGCUUGGGAGUGCUGCACAUCUGGCUUCAAGCCCUGGGUCUAGCUCAGCCACUUACAACCAGUUCUGGGUGCGGAAUUUAAGAUUUUGUUUUUCUUCCUGCUAAUUGAGAUAAUUGACAUAACACUGUAGUUUUAAGGUGUACAAUGUGAUGAUUUGUUGUACUGUGAAGUGGUAACCACAGUAAGGUUUGUUAACAUCUCAGGCACCUCACAUAAUUAGUUUUUUGUGUGUAUGCUGAGAGCACUAAAGAUCUAGUCUUGGCAACUUUCAAGUACAUGGUAAGGUAUUGUUGACUGUAGUCAGGUAUACUGCUGCGUAUUAGAUCCCCAGAACUCAUUCUGCCUUAUUACUGGAAAUGUGUACCCUUUGACCGACAUCUCAUUUCGCCUAGCCCCCAGCCCCUGGUAACCACGAUGUUACCCCCUGGAGUAUGUCGACUUUCCACUUAAUGCUAUGCCCUCAGCUAAUUUUCUUCCCAAAUGUGUCUGGCCUUUUAGUUUGUAUACCUUACAUCCCUUUUACCUGUUAUCAGGGUUACUCCCCUUAUCAUCUUUACUGACUUCGUCUUUAUUGCUUUGACUGCUUUGUAUUAAGCACAAAUAAUUUUCAGAUCAUGCAUGGAAUUUGAACAGCACCAUUUCUAAACCGUCUAGCCUCGAUGUAUUUUCCUGAUCUCAAUACAAUCCCGUGAUCUUUUGACUGUCACACAUGGACUUCCAAAAAUCUCUAAAGGAAACUGUCCUCAUUACAGGAGGAGGUGGCUAUUUUGGUUUCCGCCUAGGCUGUGCUCUGAACCAGAAAGGAUUCCAUGUGAUUCUGUUUGACAUCAGCAGCCCUGCUCAUUCUAUUCCAGAAGGGAUCAAGUUUAUGCAUGGAGACAUUCGCCACCUCUCUGACGUGGAGAACGCCUUCCAGGAUGUGGAUGUCACGUGUGUGUUCCAUAUUGCCUCUUAUGGCAUGUCAGGGCGGGAGCAGCUGAAUCGGAGCCUGAUUGAAGAAGUCAAUGUGGGGGGCACAGACAAUAUCCUCCAGGUUUGCAGGAGGAGAGGGGUGCCAAGAUUUGUUUACACCAGCACUUUCAAUGUCAUCUUUGGAGGUCAAGUUAUCAGAAAUGGAGAUGAGUCUCUGCCUUACCUACCUCUUCACCUCCAUCCCGAUCACUACUCUCGGACCAAAUCUAUUGCAGAGAAGAAGGUGCUGGAGGCCAAUGGUACCAGCCUGGUAAGAAGUGAUGGUGUCUUAAGAACCUGUGCUCUGCGCCCGGCUGGUAUCUAUGGGCCUGGAGAACAAAGGCACCUUCCCAGGAUAGUGAGGUACAUUGAGAGGGGUCUGUUCAAGUUUGUGUACGGAGAUCCUAGGAGCCUGGUUGAAUUUGUCCAUGUGGAUAACUUGGUACAGGCUCACAUUCUGGCCUCAGAGGCUCUGAAAGCUGACAAGGGCCACAUUGCCUCUGGGCAGCCCUACUUCAUUUCAGAUGGCAGGCCCGUGAACAACUUUGAGUUCUUCCGGCCUUUGGUUGAGGGCCUAGGCUACACGUUCCCAUCUGUCCGCCUGCCAUUGACCCUCAUCUACUGCUUUGCUUUCCUAACAGAAAUGGUUCACUUCAUUUUAGGUCAACUCUACAACUUCCAGCCCUUCCUCACCCGCACAGAAGUUUACAAAACUGGCGUCACACAUUACUUUAGCCUAGAGAAGGCCCAGAAGGAGCUCGGUUAUGAGCCUCAGCCGUUUGACCUCCAGGAAGUAGUAGAAUGGUUUAAAGCCCAUGGUCAUGGCAGAAGUCCUGGGAAUCAUGACUCUGAGUGUCUUGUUGGGGAUGGGCUGAUGGCCUUACUCUUGGCUCUAGCAGUUCUCACGUGGCUGCCUGCUUUUGUGGUUCUGUCACUAUGAGGGAACUAGAAAUAAGGACCUGAACACACUUGCUGAGAUGGUUUUCAAGAAUUGUGAGUUUAAAAUGUCUGUCUAGGCAGGAGGGGAAGCAUGAAGGGGGGGAAA
Molecule: messenger RNA, 2160 nt
Organism: Callorhinus ursinus (northern fur seal)
Lineage: Eukaryota; Metazoa; Chordata; Mammalia; Carnivora; Otariidae
Gene: SDR42E1
Product: short chain dehydrogenase/reductase family 42E, member 1
Biological process (GO): steroid biosynthetic process
Molecular function (GO): oxidoreductase activity, acting on the CH-OH group of donors, NAD or NADP as acceptor
Source: RefSeq, a predicted model, not a curated record